GGGGAUCUCAGUUGCAGCCAGGUUGCAACAUAAAAUGUCACUCAUAGAGUGACCGUAUAAGAAUCGAAAAGAGCUUUAUUUUCAAAGGGUAUUAUUGAAUAUUUUUACAGUUUCUUGUAAAAUUAUUAAAAUUAAAAUGCAAAGUGAAAUUAAAGUUGAACCCUGGGAUGAAGCCCCAUUAGAAGUGGCAUUCCACGAUGUUGGCUGUUACUCAAAGACAGACCGGACAGACCCAAUUGACUACGAGAAGCGUCCGCUAUCAGCAGACAUGGGUUCCGGUUUCCGAUUUCCGGAUGCGAUGGGCUCUGCUGACGCCAUGAAUUACCUACUUCAACUCUGGGGCUUGGAAGCACUUUCCGACAGAUUUGCAGAGCACUUGAUUGACUUAACUGUGUUGGACUAUAUUCUGGAUGUGGAUAUCAUUGACCUGUGCCGCGAUAUGCCGAUCCGAUACAGACUAGUGCUAAGACAUAAUCUGAAGAACGGGAAUCACAAACAUGUCAAUAUUGUCGAACAGUUGAACAAACGGCCACGACAAGCAAUCAUACCUUCUGUACGAAAUGCUGACAUUGCAUCUAACACCAACGGCCCAAAAAAGAAAAGGAAAAAAACUAUGUCACAAGCAGCGGUAUCAGAAGGAGCAAAAAGUACAUUGGAUCCAAUGCAAAUUGUAUCAAUUGAAGACGGUGAGUCCAUUCGCUCCAUACUGUCUAAAGACCCUAAGUUCAAACCGGUACUGAACCAUUUAGACGCUGGUGGAGUUCCAGAUGUUGCCGGUUUACGCCACUUGAAUAGACUUGUGACGAAUCACUAUUUCGAGGAGCGAAUUUUGGAACAUUCCGACUACCCGAAGAAAGAAGAAAAACGGGCACUGGCGCUAAAAAUUGUAGAAGCGUUUCCGCAGCUCGAACAGACUCGUGUUACUCCAGAUGCUCCGAAAGAGUCAUACUUUUUCUGGCUGUGCGCUGGUAAGGUAAAGGGACCUCAUUCCGGUUGCAUAGAACAUCGCGCAACAAAUAUGCGAAGAGAAGUUCCACCUGAGCAACGUCGGUUCCUACGGAGAGAGAAAAAGCCAACGAAUUACGUCAUACCGGACAGUAUUCGCGAAAAUGCAUCCAAAGUGGCCUCCCUACCUCAAUUGCCCAUUAACGAACAAACCAUCACCGACGGUAUGGCCGAAUGUAUCGAACUCCACUCGUGCAUUCUACAGCAGUCCGAUUCGGACCAAACCGGAUCAUUGUUAACUACGUUUCCACAUUUGCUGUCUUACAAUGGUAAAAUGAUUCAACAAGCUUUUCAUCUCUUGGGUUCCAGUGAUGAGUCGUUCGCCCGAGCUGGCAGGUUCUUGCUAUUAGGAUUGCUACUGGAUACCAAUGUUUUUAACAAUGUUGAAAACAAGUAUAUCAAAGGCACGCUACAUAUUAUGAAAAAGUUGAUCAUAACUGGCAAAAAGGAGGAAAAUGAGGAAAUGUCCACACAGGAAGCCGAGGCCGCUCCGCUUAUCAGAUGGAUUAAGGCCAAAGAAGGUGAACUGGAAUAUUACACUGUGCAACGGCAUGUCUCAGAACGAUCGUAUCUUGCUCCCCAUAUCGUGUGCCUGGCAGAUGUAUUUACCGAAGGCAACAUGUUCAUAGUAUUCCAAGGUCGUUUUAUCGCUUGUGGGAAGUCUGCGGCUCAUACAUUGGAUGUGUUUUUCAAGCUGUUCACCGUAUUUGGAACACCCGUCCCAGUUGCGCUUAGGAAGAUCCAUGAACUGCUGAUGGUGUACUUAUGGAAAGUGACCAGCGCUUGUAAAAGUAUUACCGUUACAAAGUUGAUGGCAAAGUUGAACGAACUGAAUACAUUUGAGAAUGAUGAUGAGUACGAGGAAGCUGAUGGUCCGUCAUAGUUAUAAAAAAUAGGCUUAAUUAUCAAACAUGUACUGAUUUGUUUUAGAGGUUUGGUUAUUUUAUAGGUUAACAACUCAUUUUUACUAUUUUAUAUAAAUAAUAUUUAUUUAAAAAUUCGUGAUCUUAUUUGUGAUGAAAGAAAUACAAAAUUCAAUGUUAAAAAAUA
This is a messenger RNA of Armigeres subalbatus, 2055 nucleotides long. RefSeq lists its product as uncharacterized. The coding region runs from base 137 to 1888 and encodes 583 amino acids. The transcript is spliced from 9 exons. Lineage: Eukaryota; Metazoa; Arthropoda; Insecta; Diptera; Culicidae. The record is from RefSeq and is a predicted model, not a curated record.